AUGGAAGAAAAGUUAAAUGAAAUGGAACAAGCUGGUAUCAUCACAAGGACAUCAACGCCUUACAGUAGUCCAUUGACAUUCACUCUUAAAAAAGACGGCUCAAUUAGAGUUCUGCUUGAUGCCAGAAGCAUAAAUAAGAAAAUGGUUGCAGAAACAGAGAAACCACCUAUACAAUUAGAUGUUUUGAAUUCAUUUCACGGAGCGAAUUAUAUCACUACCAUUGACUUAAAUAAUACAUAUUUUCAAAUUCCGAUAAAUAAAGAUGGUAGAAAACAUACUGGAUUCACAUUCAAUGGAAAGUCAUAUGUAUAUAAUGUUUUGCCGCAAGGAUUAAAAACAUCAGUAGGAAGCUUUAGCAGAGCCAUGAAUUUAAUAUUAGGACCAGAAGUCCAAGAAUUUUGUGUGAACUAUUUAGAUGAUCUAGCCAUUAUUACAACAGGAACGUUAGAUAAACAUUUGGAGCACAUUGAUAUUGUUUUAAGUAAAUUGAACAAAGCUGGCUUAACGUGUAACUUGCAGAAAUGUGAAUUUAUUUGUAAAGAAAUUAAAAUGCUGGGUUUUAUAAUUUCAACAGAAGGCAUAAAGACAGAUCCCGAUAAGAUUUGA
Parnassius mnemosyne (clouded apollo) is the source of this 606-nucleotide messenger RNA. The record is from the annotation of a GenBank genome assembly. NCBI's taxonomy places the organism in Eukaryota, Metazoa, Arthropoda, Insecta, Lepidoptera, Papilionidae.